AUGGCCGCUCCAGAUCCAGAUCAGCCACGCCAGAAGAGUGUCUUCGUCCUUUGUUUUGAUGGCACGGGCAACAAGUUCAGUGGCAAGGACACCGACAGCAACAUCCUCAAACUCUACCGUAUGCUGGACCGCACUGAUGUGAACAUGUACACAUUUUACCAGCCAGGUAUUGGGACAUACGUCAGCUCUCAUUCGAUUCAAACUACCUCCACACUCGGCCGGAUCCGAUCCUGGUACCUGAAAGCCAUAGAUGAGGCUGUGGGCACAUCUUUUGCAGACCACGUAAUGGGUGGCUACAAGUUCCUCAUGCGCUACUACAGCUGCGAGGACGACUUGUACUUCUUUGGUUUCAGUCGUGGAGCCUAUACGGCUCGCUUCCUUGCCGAGAUGCUAGAUCAUAUUGGUCUGCUAGCUGCUGGCAACGAAGAGCUUAUCAGGUUUGCUUGGAAAACCUACGCCAAGUGGGCUGCCAGAAAGAACGAUGGCAGUGACAAGGCCAAAAUGGAUGAGGAGGAGCAGUAUGAAUUUAUGAGGGGGUUCAGGGAAACAUUCAGCAGGCCAGUUCGCCGAAUUCGGUUCCUUGGCUUGUUCGACACGGUGAAUUCAGUGCCGAGAUUCGAGUCGGCUUGGAUGCAACGAAGCAAAUUCCCCUACACUGCUCGUCCGUCGGCCAAGGUGAUAAGGCAUGCGGUAUCGAUUGAUGAAAGGCGGGCGAAAUUCCGUCAAGAUCUGAUCACUGGACCACAAGGCCAAGCAGAGGACCAAAGGCGCCACGACAUGCGUCGCUACGAGUCGGAUCUGAUGCAAAUGAACGAGAAAGCGCAGGCAGAUGAAGGAGAACGCGCACAUGUAGGGCAGGGAGGCCCGAAGAUUACCCUGACAACCACAUCAGGUGGCCAACUCUCAGUGCCAGCCGCCCAGCUUGCAUCACAAAGCUCCUCCGAGAGCCUCGCUGCUCCUAUGUAUUCUCCUUCCACUGAGCAUCUCCGGGAGAGAGCAAAGUCGCCACGAAAGCGCACUAGACGUCGAUGGUCCCAACCGAAGCGGCCGCAAGAUGUGCAAGAGGUCUGGUUCGCAGGUGGACACGGGGAUAUUGGUGGAGGCUGGGAAAAGGGGGACAAAGAGCACUGGAUGCUCAGCCACACGCCAUUGGUGUGGAUGGUGCAUGAGGCCGAGAAUGCGGGAUUGAAAUUUGACCCCGGAAAGAUGGCUCGUUUGGGAUGCUCGCCCCAUGCGGUCGACGAAUUUGGCGAGAGGAUCGAAGACACCACUACGCGUCAAUCCUUCCAGCAGAACCUUGAGAACUGCUACGCCGCCUCCACUCUGCACGAUUGUCUCACGUACAAUGGCGGCUUGCCCCGUGGCACCGUAUGUUUCUGGAAAUUGAUGGAAUACCUCCCGUUUCGGAGAAUGGACUUGCAAGAUGGGAAAUGGAAAGCUAUCCGCUGGCCACUCCCUAUGGGAGAAACUCGAGAUAUUCCAGACGAUGCGCAAAUCCACAUCUCCGUCAUCCGGCGUAUGCAAGCCGACCCGACUUACCGUCCGGGCAAUCUCAUUGUCGGCGGCGGUGGCCGCGGAGUCCGAAGAGCUCCCGAGAAAUAUGGCAUUGGCAAGUGGGAGUCGCACAUGUGGGAAGGUGAUAUUAUCAAGCAUACCUUUGUGCGAAAGCGGCCGUCUUCCCCCGACUGA
This is a messenger RNA of Fonsecaea multimorphosa CBS 102226, 1689 nucleotides long. RefSeq lists its product as uncharacterized. The coding region runs from base 1 to 1689 and encodes 562 amino acids. NCBI's taxonomy places the organism in Eukaryota, Fungi, Ascomycota, Eurotiomycetes, Chaetothyriales, Herpotrichiellaceae. The transcript is spliced from 6 exons. The record is from RefSeq and is a predicted model, not a curated record.